AUGAAAAAGAAUCAAACACUUGUGACAGAAUUUAUCCUGGCCGGGUUUUCCAGUUUCCCAGAUCUGCAGACUAUGUUAUUUGUUUUGUUCUUUCUCAUGUAUAUUAUAACCAUGAUGGGGAAUCUGCUGAUAAUGGUAGUCAUUGGGAUUGAUAGGACCCUCCAUGUCCCCAUGUAUUUAUUCCUCUUUGCUUUGUCCUUUUCUGAGACUUGGUACAGUUUAGUCAUUAUUCCUAAAAUGCUGAGAGACUUGCUAGCCAUGAGUAAAACCAUCUCUUUUGCUGGAUGUGCUGCACAAAUGUUUUUAUUCCAUGGACUGGGUGGCACAAACUGCCUCAUUCUCACAGUAAUGGGUUACGACAGGUAUCUAGCGAUAUGCAAGCCCUUGCACUACCCAGUCCUCAUGAAUAGGCAAGUGAUCCUACGGCUUGUAGCUUUUUCCUGGACUGGAGGGUUUCUCAUAUCCCUAACUCAGACAGCUCUGGUUUUCAGGUUGCCCUUCUCUGGCUCCAACACCAUCAAGCACUUCUUGUGUCACCUACGGACCGUAGUUAGGGUGGCCUGCACUGAUGAAAGGACCACUGAAGUAAUUAUCUCUGCCAUCUCUGCUUGUGGUUUGUCUGUCAGCUUCCUGUUCAUUAUGUUGACAUAUGUCUUUAUCAUCUUGACCAUUCUUCAGAUUACUUCAACUGAGGGCCGGCAGAAAGCCUUCUCCACCUGUGCCUCCCAUCUCAUUGUGGUGAUUGUGCACUAUGGGUUUGCCGCAAUUGUCUACCUCAGACCCAAUGCGCCUGGCGCUUUAGACAAUGACACCCUGAUGUCAAUACCCUACACCAUAAUUACUCCCCUUCUCAGUCCCAUAAUAUUUACCCUAAGGAACAAAGAAAUCAAGGGUGCCUUAAGGAUAGCAAUUAGCAAAAAACUACUGACCCCCAAAGAUAUGAAAUAUUGA
Molecule: messenger RNA, 951 nt
Organism: Euleptes europaea (tarantolino)
Lineage: Eukaryota; Metazoa; Chordata; Lepidosauria; Squamata; Sphaerodactylidae
Product: olfactory receptor 10X1-like
Exons: 1
Coding region: 1-951 (316 amino acids)
Biological process (GO): G protein-coupled receptor signaling pathway
Cellular component (GO): membrane
Molecular function (GO): G protein-coupled receptor activity; olfactory receptor activity
Source: RefSeq, a predicted model, not a curated record